Messenger RNA from Knipowitschia caucasica, 942 nucleotides. Lineage: Eukaryota; Metazoa; Chordata; Actinopteri; Gobiiformes; Gobiidae. The record is from the annotation of a GenBank genome assembly.
AUGAAGAAAGGAGAAGUGUGGAAAAGUUCAAGGAGCGCUGGACCAGUGCGUCCACAAAAACAAACUUUCACGGAAACACUACAACCAGGAACUCUCACAGCUGAGGAGGGAGUCGUGGUGGAGAUCAUGUCCGCAGCAGAAGGACUCAAAGCGGCCGUGAGGCAGAGGCUGGAGGGGGUUCUUGUGGAGGUACUGGGGCUGAUCCAGACCACGAUGGAGCAAUACGAAUCUGAAUUGAAGCAGAGCAGAGAAGAGGUGGAAAGGCUGAGGGGGCCAAGAACGCUGCGGCUGCGGACGGAGAUGACUGAGCUGACCAGCGAAUCAGAAAACGAGCGAAACGAGAUCUAUAUUGUGGCAAGUAUCAAACAGGAACAACCUGAGCGGCCCACAGCCACAAAGUCUUUUCCCCACAACCAAAACCAUGAGAAUCCAACCUCCAACCACAACUUGAAGUCUGAAGACAGCGAGGAGGAGUGUCCCAUCUGCAGGAGCCUGGAUCAAGAACGAAAUGACUCAGCUCUGAUCAACGCUGAAGAUAGUCCAGCUUCAAUCCAACCACAAGAGACUGAAAAAACAGCAGUGAAAAGCGAGGAGGAAGAACGAGGCUUAUCUGACACGAACAAACCGCACCAAGAUCUGAACGAGCAAGAGAAACGAGAAGAGGGGAGACAUUUGCCAACAACAAGUCAAGACAAGACUAAUGGCAGAAUCUCCUCAACAAACAGUGAAACAACUGGUGGCUCAAGUCUUGAAAACGAUCUUGCGAUGAACAAAGCAAAUAUCAACGCAACAACACAAAAAGAUCCCAAAAUCAGUGACGGACAGAAAGACGCAGAAAAGUCAAGUGGUGCUUACCUUAAAACGCACUGCCAAAAGUACUGCCACAGACCCGCCCACCCAGAAGACCACAGCGACAAACAGGAACCAGAGGCUGCGCACUAA